AUGCCCCCCAUAACUCCAUUCCGCCCUCCUGCAUCUACCCGCCGAAAUGCCAGUCCGCAAUUCGCCUCUACCCCUCGUUUUCUCCUAUCCCAACGCGCUAGAUCGUCUAGAGACAAAGAUGAUAUAGAUAUCGCCGGUGAAGAUGAAUUAUCCUUUUCCACACCCGUCGCAUCUACGCGUUCCGCCCCGCGACCUGGGACCCAGCUUGGAUCGGCCCCGCGUCGCAAAGAAGUAAUCGAGGAUUCAGAGGACGAUGAAUUACCCCAAGAUGCAGCACAUACCAAUCCAUCCACGGAUAACAUCUUCGAUGAAGGCACUCCUGGCAGCCCUACUGGUUUCGCAGGUGAAAUCGAAGCGCAAUUCGACGCCCUGUUUGGGUCUCCCGUUGAUCGGUCAAAGAGACGUCGGAUUUCAUUGAAUGCAGAAACCCCCGUUGCGCACCGUGCAAAACCGUGGGAGGACCACAUCUUGUCAUCUUCUCCUGAACGACCCUCAUCAUCCAUUGAUGAUGUCCAUCCCUCGCCAAUUCCGCAUCGCGUUAUGCAGAUAGGAUCAGAGCAUCGGCCGCAGAGACCAGCAACUGCAACACCGCAACCUUCAACACCAGCCGUUAUGAAAUCUGGUUUCCGGAAUCAUCCUCGUUUCAUGUUAUCUGCUACACCGCAGAUAUCCAGUACUCAGACACCCUCUGCACCGGCGACAAUAACACCAGCUUCGCAGCGCCGAAAGCCAGCUUUCGUCAUACCCCGUUCACCAUCUCCAUCGCGCGCAGAGGAUGAUACCGCCCCCCUUCCAACCCCUUUCUCACCCUUGUCGAAAACGCUGAAUCGUCGAGGUCGUCGCGCAAAUGCCCCCGCUUACUUACCGGGUGGCAUGGCAGCCGACGUGCGCAGUUGGAUUCUAGAUAUGGGAACCAAACGGGAGAAUCUAGACAAUAGCCCAAACAAUCGUCCAGCUGUAGCUGAGCCUCCCUUCGCUGAUCCCAAGAAAUAUUCUCUCAUCGCUCGAGUCAGAAAUGUUCGUCAGACUGCUCUGAGUAGUUCUGGCCCGUUAGCAUUCGUGGAGGGGCAAUCUGGCUCAAAUACAGGAGAUGACCAAGUUUCUGAAUCUCCGAAUAUCCUUCUUCUGGGCCCGCCUCGCUCGAAGCCAGCCGAGUCGUCAAUGCUGUCUGCGCACGUUCCAGAGCUUCGAGCGGAUAAUUUGAUAGGCGUCCAUCGUGGAUUGACUUGGGAGAUAUAUCUGAAUGAGCGGGUUGGAUGCAGCUUACCAACCGAAAACCUUGACCCCAACCAAUCCCAGCAGGAGAACCACACAGACACAAAGCAGUGGCUUGUUGGUAUGGAGUGGGACUUGAUACAAUAG
This is a messenger RNA of Aspergillus wentii DTO 134E9, 1362 nucleotides long. RefSeq lists its product as uncharacterized. Bases 1 to 1362 code for a protein of 453 amino acids. The transcript has 2 exons. NCBI's taxonomy places the organism in Eukaryota, Fungi, Ascomycota, Eurotiomycetes, Eurotiales, Aspergillaceae. The record is from RefSeq and is a predicted model, not a curated record.